AUGCCAGUUUGUGCCGCCAUUGGAUUCUGCAACGCGCCUGGUUGGUCGAAGAUGGUAUCUCUGGCGACCUUGCCCCGCCAGAAUGAGUUGUCUCCACCCGAUAUUGACCGGAGGGCUUCCUUUAUUGCAGCCUGGUCUGUCCAAGGCGCUAUUGGCAUCAUCGUGGUUGCCCUACGUUUUUGGGCACGGUCAAUGCUCAAAACGCGGUGGAAGUACGGAUGGGAUGACUGGAUAAUGCUGUUCACAUUGUUAACAUACCUUGGUUGCACUAUCAUGGUCAUUCUCAUCGGCAUAAAUGGCGGGACGCGUCAUCUUGCGUACAUUCAGCCACCCUCGCAUGCGGUCUACGUUCUUAAGCUUCACCAAGCAACGCAGCCUUUCGGAAUCAUGGCCAGCGGCACGGGGAAAAUAGCUGUGGCUUUCUUGAUCAUGCGCUUCCUACCUAAGACCGGCAAAUGGCGGCAACGUUUUCUUUGGUUCCUUAUCGCUAUCACCUUUGUUAAUUCCGUAACUACGUCCGUUUUCAACUUCACCCAAUGUGACCCCGUCGCAGCUCUCUGGGAUCCGGCGUUGAAGCCCACGGCCAAGUGUUGGGAUCCAGCAGUCAACGCAAACUACGGUAUUUUCGGAGCUGCUUGGGGAUGUGCUUUUGAUCUUAUUUUGGCCACAAUGCCUAUAAGUAUCAUCUGGAAACUCCAGCUCUCUUUGAGAAAACGGGCUGGCAUUAUUGCUCUGCUCGGAUGUGGUGUCUUUGGAGCCGUUGUCACGGCCGUCAAAGCCAACGAGUUGGAAUUGCUUACGAAGAGGUCGGACUUUACAUGGGAAACAUAUACUUUAUACAUAUGUGUAUCACUCGAGCUCUCCGUGAUUAUCCUUAGCGGAUCUAUUCCGACUUACAAGCCGCUUUGGGAUCGCUUCAUCAAGCCUAGAUUGCAUACGAGGGCAAGCAGUGGAUCCUACGCAUCCGACUUCGGGACGGCCGGCGUAUCCAAGAAUCAAAUGUCUCCUAAUGAUUCCGUGCGGCUGAGAAUAGUGCGCAUAUCCAAUUGUGUGGAACUGGUCGUCAGAAAGGUGGAGACGAACACAGCGGACUCGGGCAAGGGCAGGGCCACAGCUCGAAUCAACACCUGA
Molecule: messenger RNA, 1131 nt
Organism: Diaporthe amygdali
Lineage: Eukaryota; Fungi; Ascomycota; Sordariomycetes; Diaporthales; Diaporthaceae
Exons: 6
Coding region: 1-1131 (376 amino acids)
Source: RefSeq, a predicted model, not a curated record